UUUAACGAUGAGUUUUUCCAUUGUUAUAUUUACCAUCACAAGUAAUAGAUGAUAAUGUCCUCGUGCAAGGGAAGACUCUAUUGAACUAUGAUUUUUUUUACUUAUUUUGUGGUUUUAUUUUGCUGUAUUGGAACAGUUUGUGCUGAUUGGGGUGCAUGGGUAAAUGGAACUUGUUUUACAAAUUGUGAACAGAACAGGACAAGACAAUGUAGAAGUGAACCCUGUACAGGUGAUGCUUGGGAAGUUACGAGUUGUGAUUAUGGAAACUGUGUCAUAGAAGGAUUAAGAAUAGGUACAUCUGCGGAGGUAUUAUUUCGAAAUGACCAUAGCAUGACAUAUUCAUCAUUUGAAUGGACAGGCGGUCCAGAUAUCACUGCAUCGGCUGUUAUUAUUGACGACAACAAUAUCACAGUGCCAGUGACAUCUGAUAACGUCAACAAUGUUGGAUCAUUCAAUAUCACAUCUAGUAAUACCAACACAAAGGAUUUUGGUGUAUAUCACGUACAGUUAAUUAUUACAAACAGCAAAGGAGUUCACUAUGAAAACAUGGCUUUGUUUUAUGAAGAACCCAUUGUCCUUACCUCUGUUAAUACACCUUCAGAAGUACUCCUAAAUUCAGCAUUUGAAAUGACCGCUAUAUUGUCAUCCGGUAGUAACGUUGAAUUUGAUUGGAUAAUGAAUGACGACGAUUCUGCUUAUAAAUUAUGCCAACACACCGUACGCGAAUGUACAGCUAACUACACUUAUUCUACAAUAGAUAUAUUCAAUAUAACUUUAGUUGCUAGAAAUGAAGUUAGCUAUGGAAUACAAACUGAAAUAUUUGUGACUGUCCUGAAAGAGGUCGCUGGUUUAAGUUUUUCUCAAAGCAUUGGUGCAGUUAAUACAACUAGAAGUGCAGAAUUCGUUUUGAUACUAGACUCAACUGUCCGAGAACCAAUGGGAAAUCUCACAAUCGUUAUUGACUUUGGUGAUGGAAUGUCCGAAACUACGAAUUUAUAUGAUAUAGCAAAUACACUGCUGACACCGGGGAAAACUUUUGCUCAUUUGUAUUCUCAGCAGGGAGAAUACGUUGUAAUGGGAAAUAUCAGCUCUACAGUAAGUUCCCAAAGUUUAAGUAAUGUUACAGUAAACGUGUGGGACGACAUCUCUCAAUUAUCUCUUGAUGUACCGAAAUUUGCGCAAACUGGUACAGAUGUUAAUUUCCAAUUCCAGAACUACCCACCAAAUGGUUUUGAAUAUACUAUCUUAUAUGGUGACGGAGGCGAACUGAAAAACAACGCAGGUGUCCAAUAUGCUGCAUUUGACAGUACUCCGUGGACACAUAGUUAUUCUUCCCCUGGCAUAUAUGAAAUCUCUUUAUUAGCCAUCAACGCAGAGCAGACAAAAGACUGUAAACUCAAUAUAACAAUCCAAUACCCUAUAACUGAGCUGAUUAUCUCCCCUCCGGCUUUACCGUUUCUACGAUAUCCUACACCAGACGGAAUAAUUGAAUUCGAAAUUUCACAAGUUUCAAAUGCAGAUCCACCGACAAAUGUUACUUGUUCUUUUUCAUUUGAAAAUAACGAAAUGUAUAUAGAAAAAGUUGUUGACAUCGCAUACAUGCAGCCUUUAAAAAUGUCUUAUACUUACACGACAGAAGGUACUAAACAUGUAAACGUAACGUGUAUCAAUGUAGUGAGUCAAUUUACUGUUCUGACUCAACUUGAAAUUAAAUCAGUCACGCUCAAUGAUUUUCAUUUCUCAUAUCCUACCGAACUUAACGUGAAUAUGUCUGUGAAUGGAGAUAAUGAGGUAAAUGAUUUUUCUGAGGACAUUCAAUUCAAAAUAUCAUUAUUGAACUGUACCAGAUUUCCGCUAAACUCUUCGUUACAGUUUGACUUUGGUGAUGGAACACCUUUAUCAGAUAUAUUUGAUUUUAACGUUCAGCACAGCUUUACAAAAAGAGGACAGUUUCUAGUGGUUGUUACUAUAUCUGACUCGACAUCAAUAACCACAGUCAACUUACCAAUUAGGAUCGGAAGGGUAGAUUUUACUGUAGACAAAUAUAUAGGAAGUGUUGGUCAUCUCCCGUUUGUUUUUAACAUUUCAGGACCACCAAGUGGUGGUUCGUACCAACUCUUUGUCGACGAUGGCGAUAAAUAUGACUUAUCAAGUUCAAGUACCCCAGUUUUAAAAUCACAUGUUUAUAAAGAUUUCGGAAAAUAUUAUCCAAAAGUGAUAGCUACUUUUCCCGAUUUUACUGAGAUACUUUAUCUUGAAAGAUCUCUCAAUACAGAUUAUAACCUAUCCGUAAUUAUGAUAGACUUUAAUACAACCGUGGAUCUGCCUCCAGGAGAAAUAACAGUUAUUGUAUCUAAGCAUCCUUUAGCGGACGACCUACCGAGUGUAAAAUGCAGAUUCGAUUUUCAAGAUAAAAUAGAUGUAGUACCAAAAGAAAAAACACAAGAUAUAACUACUGACAACCCUUUGAUUUAUCAUUUUACCUACUAUACUCUUGGUUAUCCUAUAGCAAAUUUUACCUGCUUUAACCAAUAUGAUCGCAGCGAAAACAUAACUACUUUAACUGUUGUAAAUGAGUGCUUCCCCUUGACCGGAAUAUUUGACAGACAGUAUUCUAAUACAUCAAACCCAUUGAAGCUUAUUACAUCAGAAGAUGUAGAUCUAUCGAGCAGAAUGCCUGUGAAAUGUGCAGAUAAGGAUGUCGGAUAUAAAUGGAAAAUAUACAAAAUUGUAAAUGACACGGAAGUCUUGAUCAAUUACAACCCUCCCGAAGUACCGAAAGGCUCAUUGAGGUUCUCUAGAGGAGGCGUCAGAGAGGGUUUGUACAAAGUUACUUUAAACGUCAGUCUACCAGAAACAUAUGUCUUUGAACCAACAUUUAUACAGUUUAUAAAACCUCCUCCAUUUGCAUAUAUCGAUGGUGGAUCUCAACAGCAAGCCGCAUUAGUAACACCAGUUGUUAAAAUAGAUGCUUUGACUUACUCGUAUGAUCUGGAGCAAGGAUACGGUGGAAACACACACUUGACAUUUGAUUGGUCAUGUAAAAUGGUAGGUAACGCAAGCGAUUUGGCUGACCUGUCAAUUAACUACGAGAAUAAUUUCCAAUCAUUUCUGGACUGUAGCGAGUUACUGGAUACAACGUUGCCACGUGGAAAAACAAUAUUGAAGAUGCUGAACAACUCAUACCAAGGUUACGCAGUAUCAGUGAAUGUUUCAGUAGAUAACUUAAUAACACCGUUUACUCAGCUGAUAUUGGCUGUUCCUGGAUCGCCACCAAUUGUUUCUAUUGUGUGCACAAUCAACUGCAUGGCGAAAUAUGCUGUAAUGGUGAAGUCUAUGUGGUAUGUAAAGUGUACAGAUUGUACAACAGAGGACAUUCUGUCAUAUCAAUGGACGAUGUAUUACAAAGACUUAAAUGGUGACUGGCAACAUAUAACAGAUCUAACAGAAUUCAGCGAUACAAGACCUACAAGCAAAAGUUUUGCAAUCAAUGACAACACACUGCAAGUAGAAAUGGAAUAUAAAUUGACUGUUUUUGUAACCGGUUAUGGUCGUGAAGGGAUUGGAGAAGCAUCAUCGACAUUUUUAACAAACAGUGCUCCGUAUGAUGGUCAUUGCGAAGCAGACCCAUCAAUAGGUAAUGCUUCUACGACAGCUUUUAAAAUUAUGUGCUUCGACUGGAAAGAUGAGACAGAGAAUCCAAUGAAAUAUGAGUUCCUCAUAGUAGAAAAAAGUGAUGAAGACGACGGUAUUGAGAAGGAAACAUCGUUUCAGUUUGGAGGUGAAAUGACUGCGACUGAAAUCAACUUUCCUGUCGGCGAUCCGGACAACAAUGAUACCCUAUACUUACGUGUCAAAAUAUAUGAUGUGUACGGCGACUACAAUGUGUCAGAUUUUACAGUUAUUUCGAUGCCACCAGCAGAAUAUGUACCAAAGGAUCCUAAUGAUGUUAAUGCCACAAACAAGCUAUUUGAUGACUAUGAUGAAACAUUUGCCAAAGUAAACAAAGGUGGCAACACUAUGGCAUUAUUGAGACUAAUGGAUUCCACAGCAAGUAUAUAUGCAGAUAUUGAUCUACCUACACCUGGUAUUCCUGACUUGUCAACGCCAAUGAAAUGUGUUAACUAUACAGAUAGCGGGAGUGAUCAGUCUAGCGUGAAAUCAAAUCUUCAGCAGAAAACAGACGACAUGAUUCGUGAAAUGGAUAAAAGAACUCCAGAUGAAAAGGCCAAUGUUGGAAUGAAUUCUGCAGACGCUGGAUUUAUGGCCAAAACGCUCAAAACUGCCAUAAAAAAUAAAGCUUUGAUGAAUGAUGAACUAUCCAAAAAUGUAGCAAAAAAUGCUUUGAAGACAAUACAAAACAUUAAGAAAAGAACUAAAAUUAAGCCCCUUGUGAUGGCAGAAAUCUCUAGUACAAGGGGUGCAGCUAAAGAAGUAGUUAAUGUUUUGGCAGAUACUUUGGCAUAUUGGAAAACAGGUGGAUCGGAAAACUUAGAGGAAAUACUUACUGUGGAAUUUGUUGAAGAGGAAUUCAGACAAUACUAUAGAAAAUAUCCAGAAAAAUAUGACGAGGAAAUAACAGAUGAUACACAAUUCGACAGUUUUGUUAAAAAAUGUUAUACCAAUAAACAGAUUAUUUUUGAAAAACAGAAAGAAAUGGCGAAAUCGACAGAUGGAGGUGCAGAGGAUCUUAUAGAAUCUGUUAAUGACGCAUUGGAUUCUACUGCAGCUACAACAUCGCCAGGAGAAGGAGCGCAAUUGAUUAAUAAAACAGAUAUCACUUUGAGUGUGGAAAAAGAUAGUAAAGAUGCUUUCCUUAAUAAAUCUGUAGUGUACAGGAAAGGAAUGUCCUUACAGUUUGACAACAAUUCUUUGACAAAUGUCACUGAGGGUACUAAUAUGGAUCUUCAGGUGACUGUCAUGGAAAAGUCUCCGCUCCUUCAUGCCGGUGGGGCAAGUCAAGUCAACGGAAAAAUUAUGAACAUUGCUGUGAAAGAUGACGAAGGAAAGAAAAUUAAUGUACAAUUGAACAUGAAAAUAGAAAAUCAGGGUGUCACCCAUUUCACGGAGUAUGCACCAUUUUAUGACCCGGACGAUCCAGAUAAAAUGAUGUAUUUCCGGUCAAAGCUCCCAAAUGACAAUGAUGCAGUGGUAUUAUAUAUCAAACUGAGUGAGGAAAUGAUGGCAGAAAUAAAACAACGUGAUUUAUACACCUUAUAUGCUAAAUCCAAAUCUCAGCCCUCCUCCACUGAUUAUGAAUACACACAAACUGUCAGUGCAACCGAUAUGGAAAUAUUUGGUUUUAAAGUGUUUAUAAAGGAGAGAACGUUGAAGAAAGGGGAUAUUUUUAUUGCAUUGAAAGCCAUGGCAGAUGAUCAAAACGUAGAAUCGCCUGACACAAAAGUAAGGCGUAGGAGGAGUACGCACUCAAAUGCCAAGCUUUCAUCAGUUUCAAAUGCAACUGACCUUGCAACAGUGAAUGUAAGUUUAGCUGUAGUGACAACUGGAUGCAGAGUUUACGAUCCAACUUCAAAAUCAUGGAAGUCAAACGGUUGCUCUGUUCUUCCAUUUUCAACACUGAACGAAACAGUAUGUCGUUGUGAGCCUUCGUCUGGUUCUAUCUUUUCUCUAGCAUUCGCUGCUCCAAACAUGAUAGAUUUCAGUACAGUUUGGUCUAAGUUUGAUCCUGCUAAUGCUGCCGUGUAUGCCACAUUGAUUGCUUUAUUACUAUUAUACUUUAUAUUUGUGGUCGUACUGAGAAGAUAUGACGGAACAGACACAAUUAGGAGUAUCCCGACAUUUUUAUGUGACAACCAACAAUCUGACGAAUACUUUUAUAUGAUUGCUGUUCAUACUGGACUGAGACCAGGGUCGGGAACAAAGUCUAAUGUCUGUUUUAUUUUAUCUGGAGAUACUGAUGAUGGUGGUAUACGAUUGUUAAGCGACGGGGAACGACAAGGUUUUGAAACCAACAGUGUAGCUUUUUUUAUGAUGUCAACAAAUAAAAGUUUUGGAGAUUUGUCCUUUUUAAGAAUAUGGCAUGACAACAGUGGUGACGGCAAUACUAAUUCAUGGUACCUUCAUAAAAUAGUCGUUACAGACAUACAUACCGAUGCAAGAUAUGUUUUUCAUUGUGACAAAUGGUUGGCAAUGGACAUGGAUGAUGGCUUGAUUGACAGAAUAAUUCCAGUAAUAGACAACAAAGAAUGCGGUUUUGAAACCGCCUUUUCUCAACAGUCACGGGCAAAUGUAACAGAAAAUCAUUUAUGGUUAUCAUUAGCAAUACGACCUCAGAAAAACUCGUUUAGUCGAGUGCAGAGGUUAUCAGUUAUUCUUAUGCUAUUGUUUCUUACGAUGAUAACAAAUGCAAUGUUUUUCCAGUCAAGCGAUGACGAUACAGUAACCCCGGAUACUGUUCAGAUUGGUAGCAUGAGAUUAUCUUUGAAAAUUGUUUACGUGUCGUUCAUUGGAUGCGUGAUCACAGUUCCACCAAUUGUCUUGGUAACUUAUUUGUUCCGAAAUACUAGUGCUAAGGUAGUUAAGAAGAAGCAAAAACAAAAGAAUACUGAUACCAAAGAAGAUGACGAUAAUGACGAUGAUGCUAUUAUGACAUUGACAACUAAAAAGAAGUUUCCUCAUUGGGUUGUAUAUAUCGCGUGGUGUGUUGUAGCCCUUGCUGUUAUAGCGUCAGCGUUCUUUCUGUUAUUGUACAGCAUGCAGUGGGGAAAGGUUAAAGCAGAAGAAUGGCUGACUACAUUCAUCUUGUCAUUUAUAGAAUCUAUUUUACUGGUGGAUCCAUUUAAGGUUAUCAUUGUUGCUAUACUCAUUGCGUUUAUCAUGAAAAAACCGGUAGAAGACGAAAAACUUACAGUUAACCUGGAAUCUGUGAAAAGACGGGCCAAAAAAUAUCAACCAUCAGAAAAUAAGCAAUUUAUAGCAUUUAGACUAGAGGUAAUGGCAAGGGAAGGACCGCCUCCUGCAGAAGUAAUGGCAAAAGAAAGAAAAUUAAUGAUGAAACAAAAAGAGGCAAAGCGAGCCUUCAUGACGUUAGUCCUACAUAUAUUUUUCGUCUCUGUAUUGUUCUGUAUGAGCUACAUAAAUAGAGACCAGAGAGGAUAUCUGUAUAAAGCUCAUAUUGACAGUCAGUUAUACGAGUCUAGUAAAUUUCGAUAUGGAUUCUCUAAGGUUUCAUCAAGUGAAGCGUUCUUCAACUGGACAAAGGAUACUUUAAUUCCUUUGUAUUAUCCAACAUCAGAGUAUAAUGGUGAUGGUCUCAGUGUUGUGGAUAAGUUCUUUGUAGGAGACAUGGCUAACCUCAGACUUGGUCUUGUUAGACUCAGACAGGUUAAAGUGAAAAAAGCGGAAUGUUUCACAAAAAAACUAGUUGCGGGGCAUUACUGUGCAAAAAAUUAUAAUGACGAACGAGAGGAAACUGCUGAUUUGUGUGAUGGAUGUCAAACCCCUUUAACAACAGAUGCAUGGAAAUAUGUUUCGUCAGAGAAAAUAUGGGGAAUCCCAAUAAUAGGCAUUUAUAAUACAUAUGGCGGCGGCGGAUAUAUUCAAAGUUUUAGCAACAUUAAGGCAAAUACUGAAAACAUACUAGACGAACUGUCUACUUUGCAUUGGAUUGAUCGUCAGUCAAGAGCAGUCUUUGUUGAGUUUGCACUGUAUAAUGCAAACAUUAACAACAUAUGUUACUCGAUAUUUUUGGCAGAAUUUCCUGAAACAGGAGGUGCCUUUAAUUGGGUUGAUACACAGUGCUUUAGGCCAACAUUGAUCACAAGUGCAACAGGUGCAUUUAAUUUAUUACUUAGUAUUUUCUUCCUCAUUAUGGUAAUUGGUAGAACGGUUACAAUGAUAAAAGGCAUGAGAAGAGAAAAAUUGAAAUAUCUCAUGAAUUUUUGGAAUAUCUUGGAUAUUUUAAUUGUGAUUUUAAGUAUAAUCGGAGUAGGUCUCUGGGUGGCAAAAUUUAUUUUUACAAAGAAGGCAUUGGGACUGUAUGCUGAUAAUAAGGAUGUUUUUAUUAAUUUCCAACACAUAGUUAUAUGGGAAUAUGCAUACAACGUUCUUCUGGGAUUCUUGUGUUUCUUUUCAACAUUACGUGUUGCAAGUGCUCUGGGAUAUAAUAAAAGGAUAACUGAGAUUGCGUAUGUACUGAAGUAUGGGGCGUCAGAAAUAUCUGGUUUUGGUCUGCAAUUUUUCAUCAUAUUUUCUGCCUUUGUUAUGUUUGGUUAUUUGAUAUUUGGCAUUGCUCUUCAUGAAUUUCGGAAUCUAUUUGUAAGUUUUGGAAGUCUUCUUAAUACAAUAAUUGGACGAAAUACACUAGGUAAAAUGCAGCAGGCUGUUCCUAUUUUUGCAGAGGUAUACUUCUUUAUAUAUGUCUUUUUUGUGGUAUUCACUUUGCUGACGAUGUUUGCCGCCAUUCUUAAUAACUCAAUAAUACAUGUAAGAAGUAGCAACAAGAAUGUCCAAGGAGAAGUUGGAAUCACAGAUAUUCUAAAAGGCACAUUCACAGAUAUGCUUGGUUUAGUUGGAAUUCAUAUAAAGAGAAAAGGAAAAAACAAAUCCGGGUACAACUAUAAAGGGGAUAGCCAUGGCCCAGUUAGUUCAGCAAAAGUUGUUAACUUAGUCAGAGAAACAUUUGCUGAUGCGUUUCAAGAAGAUACUUUGGUAAGUCAACAAAAAGAAAAAGGAAAGUUAAAGCAUCUAAACGACUUCGUCAUUCAAAAGUCGGCCAAGAAUGAUUAUGAUCGAAACACCUGCACACCUAGACAAGUACAAAUGGAUUUUUACAGAUAGUGUGUUAGAAACUAAAAGAAACAGUAUUGUCAAUGAUUAUAUAUUACAUUUAUAGUGUAAUUACGUUACAGAGUGUAUACUUUUUAUCUACUGUUUAUAAUGUUGUAAAACCUUUUGAUUUUUAUGUCUGUGCAUUUGAUUUGGGGUUUUGUAUAUUUUUCAUCUCUAAAAUUAAAUUCUCAAUAAUAAAUAUUUCUGCUUCCUUCACUUCAAUAUCUAAUAGAAUCAUUUUUUAAGAAUUUCAUACAAAUAAAAAAAUAUAAACAAUUUUUUUUUCUUCAAAACACCUUCUACAAUAUGAAUAAUUGAUGAAUUUUAAUAGUAAAUGUAUGAUCUAUUUAUUCAAAGUCUUGUUAUGAACUUAAAUUUUAUAACGGUCAGUAAAUUUUUGGUAAUUGGUCUUUGUCAAACAUUGUACUUGCAAUUAAUUCAAGCAGCAUAAUAUUUCUGUGCACAUAGAAAUAGCAGCUCCUUUACAAAUUAUUAACUCACUGUUAGCAAUAAACUCAUCAUAGAAACCAGGACUAUAUCUGAUGUUUACACCAGACGCGAGGUUCGUCUACAAAAGACUUUAUAUCAGUGACGCUCGAAUCCAAAAAAGUUAAAAAGGCCAAAUGAAGUACGAAGUGAAAGAGGACCAAAAUUCCUUCAAGUUUAGCAAAAUACAACUAACUCAAUCUAUUCCUAAGGUAAAAAAAAACCUUAGUAUUUCUAAAUUUCACAAACUUUGUAAACAGUUUAUUUAUAAAAUUUUGCAAAAUGUCUAAACCGAACCUUUUCGGGACUUUUAACUAUAUAUUAUAUUGAAGAAGUAAUAAAGAAGAUUUUAAUAUGGUCACUUAUUAUAAUGAAAUAGCAGAAUAGAGUUUGAGAAACGUUUAAUUAAUUAUUCCUCAAGCUAAAAAGUUCAGUAGAAUAUAAUAUAUUGCACCAUCUGUCCGUCAGACCGUCUGUAUGUAACUUUGUAGAUAAUUAGGUAAAUGUGCAUAUCGACAAGAAAUUAUGAUUCAAUGUUUUUUUCUAGAAGUGAUGCUCCUUUAUAUCACUAUUUUGACCUUAAUAUACUAGUGCAACAGUUUGUCAUCAAAACCACAGAAUAAUAUAAAACUUGUUUUAUCAUUUGGAUUUUAUAAGAGUAAACAGUCUUUGAACUUAUGAACCUGGUGAGAUUUAAGUCCAGUGGCAAUCUGAGACAUGGAGUAUAUAUAAGCAUGGUCACCAAGGUUUUCAUUGAUAACAUUCAAUUCAAUUUUAUUUUUUUAUUUCUCGAUAUUAUUUUCUACAUAUUUUCGCAAAGAAAGGUCGCAAUUAAAGACUUGUCUUUUGUGGAUAGUUGUCUCAUUGGCAAUCAUACCACAUCUUCUUUUUUAUAUAGCUAAACUGAUAUACCGUAUAUGUUAUUCCUACCGCAAUCAAAUGCCAUAAACAUUCAUUUGAGAAAAUUAAUGACUUGUAUAUAUAUUAAACGUCAGCUUAUCUUAGGUUACAAGAUGAAAUGGUUUUCAAAAAAAGAAGUACCAAGUACUUGACAUAAUAAGUUAUAUCAGUAUGCCAAUUCAAUUUCAGUUUGUAUUAUUCAAUGAUAGCUUACUAGCUACAGAUCACUUAACGUUUUUGAAGGUCGUUUGUGAAUUUC
This is a messenger RNA of Mytilus trossulus (common blue mussel), 10435 nucleotides long. RefSeq lists its product as uncharacterized. The record is from RefSeq and is a predicted model, not a curated record. The transcript has 27 exons. Bases 88 to 8799 code for a protein of 2903 amino acids. NCBI's taxonomy places the organism in Eukaryota, Metazoa, Mollusca, Bivalvia, Mytilida, Mytilidae. Gene Ontology annotation, molecular function: protein binding.